Molecule: messenger RNA, 3847 nt
Organism: Nothoprocta perdicaria
Lineage: Eukaryota; Metazoa; Chordata; Aves; Tinamiformes; Tinamidae
Gene: TOLLIP
Product: toll interacting protein
Exons: 6
Coding region: 45-869 (274 amino acids)
Biological process (GO): ubiquitin-dependent protein catabolic process
Cellular component (GO): cytoplasm
Molecular function (GO): ubiquitin conjugating enzyme binding; ubiquitin binding
Source: RefSeq, a predicted model, not a curated record
GCCUGGCGGGGCAGCAGGAAGGCUCUCGGCUCGGCAGAGGCGCUAUGGCGACCACUGUCACUACGCAACGGGGCCCGGUAUAUGUUGGUGAACUACCCCAGGAUUUUCUUCGCAUCACCCCAACCCAGCAGCAACAGCAAAUCCAACUGGAUGCCCAGGCAGCUCAGCAGCUGCAGUAUGGAGGACCAAUGGGUACAGUUGGCAGACUCAGCAUUACAAUAGUACAGGCAAAACUAGCAAAGAACUAUGGAAUGACCCGCAUGGAUCCAUAUUGUCGAAUACGUUUGGGCUAUGCUGUAUAUGAAACUCCCACAGCGCAUAAUGGAGCCAAGAACCCUCGCUGGAACAAAGUUAUUCAGUGCACCGUUCCCCCUGGCGUGGACUCAUUUUAUCUAGAGAUAUUUGAUGAGCGGGCCUUUUCAAUGGAUGACCGCAUUGCUUGGACACACAUUACAAUUCCAGAGUCUCUGAAACAAGGAAAUGUGGAGGAUGAAUGGUAUAGCCUGAGUGGGAGGCAAGGUGAUGACAAGGAAGGAAUGAUCAAUCUGGUUAUGUCAUACACGUCUUUGCCAGCUGCCAUGAUGAUGCAGCCACAGCCAGUGGUCCUGAUGCCCACUGUGUACCAGCAAGGAGUUGGAUAUGUGCCUAUAACAGGGAUGCCUGCAGUCUGUAAUCCUGGCAUGGUACCAGUGGCAAUACCACCUCCUGCGGUCAAUCCUCAGCACCUUUGUAACGAAGAAGACCUGAAAUCAAUUCAGGACAUGUUUCCCAACAUGGACAGGGAAGUAAUCCGCUCAGUGCUAGAAGCUCAGAGGGGGAACAAAGAUGCAGCUAUCAACUCCUUGCUUCAGAUGGCUGAAGAAUCCUAAGCCCUUACUUCCUGCACUGUCUCCGUCUUUGAUGCCACCUUUAUUUUUACUUGCCAAGCCAGGGAUUUAGCUAGAGGAAGAAUUUCCUAACAGUUUUCUGUUAGUGUAUCCUGUGUGAAAGGUUGUAUCCCCCUUUUUUGUGUGGACAGUUGGAUCUUUUUCACUUUCUUUUUCAGUCUGUUUUCAGUUUAGUGUGUAUUCUACAACAGCAGUGAAGCAUUCUACUAUCAGCUGUGCCCCGUGUGGCUCUAUUCUGACUGGGGAGGCGAGUAAUGCUGCUUUUUUCUUUCUCUCCCCUUUUCAAAAAACAAAUUCUUGCAGAGUAACUCUAUGCAGUACAGGACAUACACUAUUUGUUAGAUUGAAAAAACUUUCUUCCAUGGAGGGUUUCUUUUUUAGCAUAACUGAUUUGUUAAAGUAUUUUGGUUUCUUCAAACAGCCUGUUUCUACCACAAGUUAAAAAAAGCGCCCUUCUACCUGUCCUGUUAUGUUUAAUUAUUGCUGUGAUAGUCAGAUGUCCUUGAUGAAAAAAUUGAAUUGAAUAAGCUAAAUUCCUUGGGUUGUACUGUUCAUAUUUGUAAUGUGAUCCUCUGUUCAAUCUUGUCAUUGGGCACCAAAGCAAUGUGUUAUCUGGUGUGUGUUUAGGGCUUUAUCCUGCCUGUAGUGCUGUUAGGUAUCUGUAAAAUCUGCACAGAUAACUUCUAACUUGUACAGUCUGUAUUGCUGUAGUAGAGAAUGAGCCCUCAUGUACUCUCCUACAGCUAAUUGCACUCUUAGUACUACUUUUGCAUUCCCAUGUUUAUUCCAAAGGAUGAAUGCAGAUGGAAAGAUUUUAUACCUGGAAAAUGAAUGACAUGCUAAACAAUUAUUUGAAGUAUUGUCUUAUAUUGUUUAAAAAAGCAGAAACCUCGGAUAUGUUUGUAAGACAUCUUUCUUUACUCCUAAAUGUCAGCCAAAUUAUCAUUUUACCUUGGUGGAAAAGUUACUAUAGCUUUUUUCUUCUUUUGUGUAAUAUGAAAUAAGCAUGAAAAGUAAUUUGAGAAUCUUCAAAUGGUAUUUAAACUUGCCCAGUGAUUUGUUAUGUUAUGUUUCAUGCAGGUGGGAGUAAAUUAAUUGAGAGAACAUCUAACAUAUCCGAAUUACCUCAGAGGAGGUUAGAGGUUGCUGAUAUUUAUUGUUAGUAUUAUUUUUUGAGACAUCAGCUCCUCUUGGAGCUGCAGAAUGUUGAAGUGGGCACCCGUUUCCUGGUGGACAAAUUCUGCAAUGUCUGUUUUUGUAGAUGAAGUAAUGCACUUUAAGUGGUAUGCACCAGUUUGUUUUUACCAGUGAUGUGCAAUGUUGUCGUUUUAUCUUUUUAAUGUUUGACUUCGAAUACUUUCUACAAUAGCCAUAGACUUUUAUAUUUUCAAGAGUUGGAAUGUACAUUUGAAAUGUAGGUUCUUGAGUGAUUCAUGAGAACUUUAAAACCAGGUUUCGAAUAAGGAAAAUAGACUCUUAUUCUCCUCCUCCCCCUGCUUUGUUUCGUUUUGCACACUUAAGAUUUUUUCUUACCUGCUGAAAAGCCAGUUUUCCCAGUUACAUUCAAGAAGCCUCUAAGUAGUGUCGGUAGAGUAUGAAUAUUUAUUUUUUUAUGAUUGAGUGAUACUGAAACUUUUUAAAAAAACAGGAUCAAAAACAGUAUCCACUUCCAAAAACUGGAAUCCUCUAGUGUCUGAUCUUCUAAAGCAGAGUUUUCAUACUCUAUGACUUAAAAUUGUUUUUAAUCCCUCUACUGUCUCUUCCUUUUGUAAUAUCCAUCUUCCCAUUGGCAUUUCAAUAAAGAGGUAUAGUUUCUAUGCUUUAUUUGUAGAGUCACCAUAUCUUUAUUUUCUAAGAGAAACCAGGUUGUCAUUAAGAAAAUGCUCUUGCCCCUUCUCUACACUUGUGUAAAAUUUGAAUAGGUUUAGAGGCAUCUGGACUUUAUCUUCAUAGCACAGUGACGUGUGGCUUGUCUCCCGAAAGGACAAAUGUUGGUGAAGAUUUUGGUGCUCAGAUACCGUCUGCAGGAUGAGUCCCUUCCUCUGACUUUUACACAGAUAGCAUGAAUUGUUAGGGGGUAAAUGAUUCAGGGAAUAUGUACAUAUAUAAAUUUUUAUAUUAAAAUGUUGGCGUCUGUAAUAACAGCUUUUUAUAAAAGCAAGAGAUCAGGGUUGAAUGGAAUGGCUGGUAAAUUGUGCUGCAUCCUACUACAGCUGAGUUUCAAGCACAGAAUUCAGUUUGAACGUUCAGGAAGGGGAAGGAGCUGUUGGGUUAGCCAGCUUCGUUCAGAAACGGCACCUCGGGCCUCUGGGGCACCUGUAGCUCCUGGUCUUACAUGAGUGGGUUUUUUUCUAGGUGGUUCUUAGGCAAAUAUUACGCAAAGCAGGAGUUAUGAGUUCUACAUGGGAGAUGUAGGAGCAGUAUGGCUGGUAGAUGGAUUUCAGCAUGUUAUUGAAACUAACCUAUUUUUUCUGGGUUUUUGGUCUUGAUUUAACUAAGCAUUAUGGUUGAAAAUCUUAUGUCAGGAUGUGCAACUUCCUAAAAAGAAACAAAACACCCAUCAUGAGCUCAACUUUUCAGCAUACAUAUCCUCUCAGUCCAGCUGCUUAUGGACAGGUUUGAAUUGGGGAGAGAUGCAAAAAGGCAAGGAGGAGUUGUCCAGGGGCCUGUGACAUAGAGAUUGGAACUGAAUGUGGGGUUUUUUUUGCGAUUUAUUAAAACAAAUGUCAUCACUCAUUAUGAUUGUAGGUUUUGACAAAUUCUUUCUGAUACUUCAAUACUGCUAUUCUGCUCAACAGCCUCAAGCAGUCUGGAGAGAAAGCUGGCUGUGUAAGACUGGCAUCUGCUAGAAGUUAGUGCUUUAGAGUUUGACUCCUGCCAAGAACCUGAGCUUGCUCAAGAUAGGAACACUUCUUGUCUAGCUAGAUCCUUGCUACUUUCUUCUCUACUGCUGUUUGCCU